Messenger RNA from Symphalangus syndactylus (siamang), 3102 nucleotides. RefSeq names its product nudE neurodevelopment protein 1 (gene NDE1). Gene Ontology annotation, biological process: cell migration; establishment of mitotic spindle orientation; centrosome localization. Gene Ontology annotation, cellular component: kinetochore; kinesin complex; centrosome. Gene Ontology annotation, molecular function: microtubule binding. Lineage: Eukaryota; Metazoa; Chordata; Mammalia; Primates; Hylobatidae. The record is from RefSeq and is a predicted model, not a curated record.
ACCGCGGGCGCCGGGGCGGGGGCGGGGUCCGGAGGGCCGAGGCCGCACCGCCCCUCGCAGCCUUUGCUGCCGCCGCCGCCGCCUUGUCCUGGCUGCCCCUGCUCGGACACCAUGCCACAAGGAGAGUGAUCUCUUCCCCUGUUUUCACAAUGGAGGACUCCGGAAAGACUUUCAGCUCUGAGGAGGAAGAAGCUAACUAUUGGAAAGAUCUGGCGAUGACCUACAAACAGAGGGCAGAAAAUACGCAAGAGGAACUCCGAGAAUUCCAGGAGGGAAGCCGAGAAUAUGAAGCUGAAUUGGAGACGCAGCUGCAACAAAUUGAAACCAGGAACAGAGACCUCUUGUCCGAAAAUAACCGCCUUCGCAUGGAGCUGGAAACCAUCAAGGAGAAGUUUGAAGUGCAGCACUCUGAAGGCUACCGGCAGAUCUCAGCCUUGGAGGAUGACCUCGCGCAGACCAAAGCCAUUAAAGACCAAUUGCAGAAAUACAUCAGAGAGCUGGAGCAAGCAAACGACGACCUGGAAAGAGCCAAGCGCGCCACGAUCAUGUCUCUCGAAGACUUUGAGCAGCGCUUGAAUCAGGCCAUCGAAAGAAAUGCCUUCCUGGAAAGUGAACUUGAUGAAAAAGAGAAUCUUCUGGAAUCUGUUCAGAGACUGAAGGAUGAAGCCAGAGAUUUGCGGCAGGAACUGGCUGUGCAGCAGAAGCAGGAGAAACCCAGGACCCCCAUGCCCAGCUCAGUGGAAGCUGAGAGGACAGACACAGCUGUGCAGGCCACGGGCUCUGUGCCGUCCACGCCCAUCGCUCACCGAGGACCCAGCUCAAGUUUAAACACACCUGGGAGCUUCAGACGUGGCCUGGACGACUCCACCGGCGGGACCCCCCUCACACCUGCAGCCCGGAUAUCAGCUCUCAACAUUGUGGGAGACCUACUGCGGAAAGUCGGGGCACUGGAGUCCAAACUCGCUUCCUGCCGGAACCUCGUGUACGAUCAGUCCCCAAACCGAACAGGUGGCCCGGCCUCUGGGCGGAGCAGCAAGAACAGAGAUGGCGGUGAGAGAUGGCCAAGCAGCACCAGCGUGCCUUUGGGUGAUAAGGGAGACAGGGUCUCACUGUGUUGCCCAGGCUGUAAAACAAAUAGGAGAGAAAAUUGAGGCCCUGUGAGACCCUGCUCCUGACUCUUGAUGUUCACCCUUAUAACUCUGUGGGCCCCGGUGCUAGCCAGUUUGUCACAGCUGUCAUGUCAGCUUAAUUUGGUUUGCUCUGUCUGAAGGUUGGGGAAGCGCCUGGAAUUUGGGAAGCCGCCUUCACACAUGUCUUCAUCGCCGCUGCCAUCAGCCCAGGGGGUAGUCAAGAUGUUGCUUUAGGAAAACCACGGAAGCUGAAGCUCUUGGUGUCGGUGCAGGAGUCGUUACCCUUUGUCGUCUUUUUAUACUAGGUUUUUGCUUCAAGUUAGUUUGAGAAAUAAGAGCAGUCACCAUAGUUAGUUAGCUUUGCGGCCCAAGCCAGUGACCGAGGCCAUCACCUGUGCUCUGGGGUUUGUCCCUGGGAAAUGUCUCCUCAUCCUUGCCUGCCACUGUGUGCAUUGCAAAGAGGGACAAAAGGGGCUCUCUGGGAAGGGCUCUAAGGUGCCGGUGAUGAGGCUAACCUGUUUUUGUUUUUGAGAUAGAGUCUCGCUCUGUUGCCCAGGCUGGAGUGUGGCGGCGUGAUCUCAGCUCACUGCAGCCUCCGCCUACCAGGUUCAAACAAUUCUCUUAUCUCAGCUUCCCAAGUAGCUGGGACUACAGGAGUGUGCCACUACACCCACUAAUUUUGUAUUUUUAGUGAGAAACGGGGUUUCACCAUGUUGGCCAGGCUGGUCUUGAACUCCUGGCCUCAAGUGAUACUCCCACCUCAGCCUCCCAGAGUGCUGGAAUUACAGGCGUGAGCCACCGUGCCUGGCCCCUGAUUGGUCUUGACAGGUGUUUUUAAUGUCCCAAGUCUCCUUAAAUGUGGGAUGGAGCUUCUCUCAGAGGCUCUUCCGCCAGCCCCCAACCGGCUGGAAUUGUCUUCCAGAACAAAAUCUCCCAGUGCUUUGUAGUGGACUGAAAUCAUGUCUAAGAACAGAGAACAGAACGGUCACAUGCCUUUUUAAAAACUGUGGAAUAGGCCGGGUGCGGUAGCUCAGGCCUGUAAUCCUAAGACUUUGGGAGGCCGAGGCGGGUGGAUUACCUGAGGUCAGGAGUUCAAGACCAGCCUGGCAAACAUGGUGAAACUCCAUCUCUACUAAAAAUACAAAAAAUUAGCUGGGUGCAGUGGUGCAUGCCUGUAAUUCCAGCUACUCCAGAUGUUGAGGCAGGAGAAUUGCUUGAACCCGGGAGGCGGAGGUUGCAGUGAGCCAGGAUCGCGCUACUGUACUCCAGCCUGGGCUACAGAGGGAGACUGUCUCCAAAAAAAAAAAAAAAAAAAAUGUCAUAAACCUCUGAGACUGUAGCCUGCUUCUCAGCUUCUCAUUGAGAUUUCUAGAGGUGUGUUCGAGUUUUCAGAGUAAUUUUCCAGACCAACCAGCGUCAGUGGGAAAUCUGUCCUCCUUUGGCAAACUGCGAUCAUUCAUUUUCCUGAGUUCCCUGGUGGGGUGGGGGGAAUUCUGCCUCAGGACCCUGAGGGGUCUUUGGGGCAGGAUGGCCUUGGUAAUGCAGCCACUAAGAACAGGACUUCAAAGGCAUAAUGAAGUAACCAGGGUGAUCAUCAAGUAAGAUUAAAGCACAAGAUCAUUGUAGGAGGCUUCCUUGUCGAAGACGUGAACACGGGAUUUCCAACGCACCACGGCGUGUCCACUCAUCACUGCGUGUUAGGAACUGCUGUCUCUUUGGGACACAAGUUAAAAGAACACACUAAUUUCUGGAGUGUGCCUGCAGCUUCACGGCCUUCAUUUUGUUACUAAGUUAUUUUCUGGAAGAACAGCAAAAAUUUCAGGUUGAAAACAGAACUUUCCAAGUGCUACUGAAAUUCCGCAGAGAAUUAAGCUGCGAUGGUGGGUUUCUUACCCUAGAAACAUCCUAACCUGUAUCCACAAAGGAUGUCUUUUUAUUUUUUUAAAAGAUCAAUAAAAUCAAGAGAAACGAA